AUGUUCGAGAAAAAGUUCAACAUUGAAGUACAAACUUUACAGCCUUUACGUGAGUUUCUUGCACAACUGAAAGAAGAAGAUAGUCAGCCACAACUUAUAGACUUUCAUUAUGAAUUUAAUGAAAAUGAAGAUGGAACACAGGACUGUCAAUUCAUUGUAUUCUCACCAUUCAAUGAAGUAGCUAAAAAGAAAGAAAAUCCAUUACGUAUAAGAUUUCAAAUCUCUGAACCAAGUGAUGAUUUCAAGAAUAUUUUCAAUUAUGAUGCAAUGCUUCCGAGGAAAAAUGAAUUUUCAAAGAUUGUAACACCUGGCAUUUGGGAUAGAAAGCAAGCUAUAUUAUAUUCAAACUUAAGUAAGGGAGUUGAAAAUGAGUUCAUUGGUCAUACAAGAACUUCAUCACUUCCUAACCCUAAAUACUAUAAAUUAACUGGCUUCAAUCGUGAGUUUUGGAUAGACAUGUUCUCCACUCAUGACCAUAACUGCCCAGUGUUCUUACCUCCAGACCAUAAGGACUGUCUCUACAUUGAAGCACAACUCUUAAACUCUACCAUCGCAGUAUUGUAA
Molecule: messenger RNA, 564 nt
Organism: Trichomonas vaginalis G3
Lineage: Eukaryota; Parabasalia; Trichomonadida; Trichomonadidae
Exons: 1
Coding region: 1-564 (187 amino acids)
Source: RefSeq, a predicted model, not a curated record